Lichtheimia ornata is the source of this 318-nucleotide messenger RNA. RefSeq lists its product as uncharacterized. The record is from RefSeq and is a predicted model, not a curated record. The transcript is spliced from 2 exons. The coding region runs from base 1 to 318 and encodes 105 amino acids. Lineage: Eukaryota; Fungi; Mucoromycota; Mucoromycetes; Mucorales; Lichtheimiaceae.
AUGAAUAUGAUCGCUUUGACCUAUUGCUUGACGCUGUAUCGAUUGGUUCAGGCAUACAAAUUCAAGGUCCCAGAUCCCUCGAUGCGGGAUGAGUUCAGACGACAGGGUGGCUAUUGGGCAUGGCUAUACAAGCGCACGAUGCUAGGGAAAGGAAGUGAUGAUGAAAGUAUCGAUCAUCAAGCCGUUCAACGAAUGCAAACAGCGAUUGUUAACAAGCUAUCCGGCCAAACCGGUAAUGGUCCACCCGAUUCAAAAUUGUUAUAUCAAGCAACAUUACGGGAUGGAGAAUACGUGUCAUCAGACGACAAUGGAGAUUAA